Messenger RNA from Rattus norvegicus (Norway rat), 2481 nucleotides. Lineage: Eukaryota; Metazoa; Chordata; Mammalia; Rodentia; Muridae. The record is from RefSeq and is a predicted model, not a curated record.
CGAUGCGGCCACCGCCCGGCCGAGCGCGGCUCCCGCGAGCCUUGAUGCUGCUGGCCGCGCUGCUGGCCGCCGGCCGAGGGCUUCCACUGAGGAAGCGAGGUCCCGGGCCCCACGGCCACUCGAGGAUGGUGGAGGCCUCACCCGCUCCGGAUCUCAGCUCCCCCAAGGAUAAGGAGACAACAUCAGGAUUCCCUGGAGACGAUCUGCAGGAACCAUGUCAACCCAAGUGCCAGACUGUUCCUGAGCCGACAGCUCUGACUCUGGGCACGGCCACUCCUCCCGGGAACCUGGAACACACACCUUUGCUGCUGGAGCUGCAGAAGCUGCCAGGGUUGGCUAACACAGACUUGAGCGCACCAAACCCCAAUAUCCAGGUGACCAUCGAGGUGGUGCAGGACCCUCAGACUGAGGUAGACGUGGACCUGCCUUCUGAGCCCAGCAAUCUCUGGCCCCUGCGUGCCUCUAGCUGGUUGCCCACCAGGGAACUCUUUUGGCCCCUCUUCUGGGGCUACCAAGAAGGUGAAGAAGGAGCCACCAGCCUCAAAGACAGGGCUCCAGGGGAAGCGGAGGAGGAAGAAGGAAAGGACUAUGCUUUGGAGUAUGACGAGGGUGAGGACCAAGGGGGCACUGAAGAAGAUGAGGAUGAGGAGCCUUGGUCCAGUGGGGCCAUAGACAACUGGGACUAUGGCUGGUUGGGUCCUCAGGACCGGGACUUCCAGGAACCAGACAGCUAUGACUAUGAACCCCAGGAGGAGUGGGGCACCUGGUCUCCCUGCAGUGGGAGCUGCAGCAGCGGCCACCAGCAGAGGACGCGGCCCUGCGGCUAUGCCUGUACUGCCACAGAGUCCCGAGUCUGCGACCUUCCCCCCUGUCCUGGCACCGCAGAGGAGAACACGUUGGGCUUUGCCCGUGAGGGCUGGCAGCCCCUUGCCCACAAUGCUACGGAUAUGCUUGAUUCAGAUGUGGACAGCUGUGAGAAGUGGUUGAACUGCAAGAGUGACUUCCUAACUAAGUAUCUGAGCCAAGUGUUCAAGGACCUGCCCAGCUGCCCUUGCGCAUACCCUCUGGAGGCGGUGUACAGUGCUGUGAGCCUGCGGGACGAACAUCAGGGCCGCACCUUCCAAUGGCGAGAUGCGAGUGGCCCACGGGAACGCCUGGACAUCUACCAGCCUACCGCGCGCUUCUGCCUGCGCUCCAUGCUGUCUGGCGAAAGCAGCACAUUGGCCGCCCAGCACUGCUGCUAUGAUGAAGGCAGCCGGUUGCUGACCCGUGGCAAAGGGGCAGGAGCUCCGGACCUAGUCAGCACCGACUUUUCACCCGAGCUACACUUCAAGGUAGAUACGCUGCCCUGGAUCCUGUGUAAGGGGGACUGGAGCCGCUACCACACUGUGCGCCCCCCCAAUAAUGGCCGGGCCUGCGCAGACAAUCCGCCUGAGGCAGAGUACCUGGCUCAACUGCAAGAGGCCAAAGAGUACUGAAGAGGGAUUGGAGACUGGUCCUUCUGCCCUCUGCCCCGCCCCUCCCAUACUGGGCAAGUGUAAGGGCUUAUUUGAGAGGCCAAUCAGGCUUGCAUACUCCCUGCUCCCAUAGACCCCAGGCAUCUCAAGGACUGGUGAGAAGGCUGGAGGGUGUGUUGGGAAUAAGGCCCUUGUGAUGUGUUGGGAAAGUGUCUGAAGGGGAGGAGCUAUGCCAGUCUGACAAGAUCCCUUUCCCCCUUUCUCUCAGAACCGGGCCCUUCUGCCUUUCUCUGUUCAGGAUUGAGACAGGGUGGCCCACAGACAUGCCAGUUCCCAGGAUCUGAUGUGAAUCCCUUUGACCCCCUACCCUAAGGCCACUUGUGGAAGAACACAGGAAGGACAAGAAAGGACAGUCCUUUCAUCUGACCCUAUAGCUGCUUUUUGCUGGGCUAGCAGAGUACGGGUGACCACCCCUCCUUGUGGCACACAGCUUCUCCUACCCUAUCCCAUGCUGUGAAGCCAUCAGUGGGCUGAAGAAGUCAGCGGGGCUCAGGGGAGAUUGGUUCCUGUCAGGGAACCAUCAGCUGUUUCUGGUCCUUUGUUCCGUCCCCAGAUGAUAGACAUGCGCUGUCUACCACAGCCGUGGCAGCCUGGUUUGGGGUGGGCUCAGGAGGGUAUCAUGUGCCUGUAUGGAGUGUUCCGAUGUCCGAUGCGGGCCAUUUUGUGGUGUUGGUACCCACACCAAUGGCCCAUUUAAUGCCCCCAUGUGGCGCCACUGAAAGCACUGGACUUGGAGUUGGGAGAUGGAUGCCGUGGCUCCCAGCACAGCUGUGCCUUUUCCCGGACACCUCUCAACCCUCCAAACCACACUUCCUUGGCUUCUCCAGAGCUGAAAUAUUGUAGACUUUCUGUCUCCAUUCACAAACCCUCCAGAGGGGCUUGGUAGGGAACUUGAGUUCCAGCCCCAUCCACAGCUGUCCAGAAGCUGCCCUGGGAUCCUCGGCAAUAAAGCACUUUAUUUUCA